Molecule: messenger RNA, 846 nt
Organism: Hirsutella rhossiliensis
Lineage: Eukaryota; Fungi; Ascomycota; Sordariomycetes; Hypocreales; Ophiocordycipitaceae
Product: GAG-pre-integrase domain-containing protein
Exons: 6
Coding region: 1-846 (281 amino acids)
Source: RefSeq, a predicted model, not a curated record
AUGCUCUGCCAGCAAGCCUUCAACCAUCUGAUCACAGGGGAAGACGUACUCCGAUUCCAGGGCAUCAUAAUUGACACAGGCGCCGCGAAGGUUUCCACAGCUGGCUACGACCAAUGCAUCGCUCUACAACGAGAAGACCCUGCUAUAACGCUCGAUAAGACUACAGCAGGCCAAGCUUCUAUCAAAUUCGGCAACGGCGAAGCCAUUCUAUCCCUCGGCAUCUAUUUCAACAACCUUACAGACACCAUUGUCGGACGAACAACCCUCCCGGUUAUCCGCAAAUGGGGACAUCCUUGGUUCCUCCUACCUAAGACCAACGAGGCCGCUAUCGCAUUCCUCACGGAGAGCGAGAUCCGCACUCUUCAUCGUCGAUUCGGGCACCCAGCGGUCCCAAGACUUCACAACCUCCUACGGCAAGCUGGCCACAACGAUGUGACGAUAGAUAUCCUAGAGAACAUCUCGAGAUUCUGUCAUCACUGUCAAAUGCACUCUCAAGCUCCAAGACGCUUCAAAUUCACCCUAAAGGAUGACCAGGAAUUCAACUACGAAAUCGUCGCUGAUGUGCUCUACCUUGGAACCCCUCAACGCCCCGUCUUGCACGUGGAUACGUGGGAAGCCCUCCGAGCCCUCUGGAUAGACACAUAUCUCGGACCCCCUGAUACUAUCAAGCACGACGCAGGGACCAAUUUUGCCUCCCUAGAGUUCCGUAACGAGGUUGAAAGAUAUCAUGCCCCUCUCCGCCCCAUCAACGACACAACAGGGCCAAAUGGCAUUGUCCCUACGCUCCUAGUCUUUGGCGCCUACCCUCGAAUGGCGUUAGAUUCGCCCCUUCUGCUACGACCCUGA